This is a messenger RNA of Aedes albopictus (Asian tiger mosquito), 4148 nucleotides long. RefSeq lists its product as uncharacterized. The record is from RefSeq and is a predicted model, not a curated record. The coding region runs from base 113 to 2791 and encodes 892 amino acids. The transcript has 5 exons. Lineage: Eukaryota; Metazoa; Arthropoda; Insecta; Diptera; Culicidae.
UCGAUGAAUAUUUUCUUUUGCGCUGUGAAGUUGAGGAGGAAGUCACGUUGCUCGUCAUCUGAGUUUGAAAUUUAUUGGGAAUCUGAAGUAGAGUGAGUUUGAUUGCAGGAAGAUGGAGGUUAUGGAAGAAGGUAAUCUCAUGGAUAGGAUUCCGAUCCUGCUCCAACGAGAUUUGCAGUAUUACGAGGCCAACCAAAAAGUGCUGCAGGAGAACAUCUGUCCCGGAGUCGUUGGCGGCAAGUUGGACUUCCCCCGGUCUGCAUCCUUUGCAUCGGUUAAGAUAGUUGUCUGGUUGGAGGACGAGUACUUUGCUGCCUACAGGAAGAACUCGGGACUACUACAUCUAAGCGAUGUGCUCCAGGAUCACCAGGGGAAGGAAUCCGACGAAGCGGCCGGAUGUGGCGGCAUAGUUAAGUCUUCGGAUCCGGAGAAGUUUGUACUGUUGGUGGUCAAAUCGGUGGACAACCUGCUGGAACACAUCCACACGCUGUCCCAGGAAGCUCUGGAUCACGCUGACCUAACUGUGCUGACGGCAACUAUUGGGGCCGCUGCGCUGGUCAAGAACAGCCUCUUCGUCUGGCUGGGAUGCGUUACCAAGAACGUCUGUCCACCCAAGGGCGACGAGAAGGGCGGAUCUCUCAAGAUGAGCUACAAACAAUUCUCCGAGAUGACGGAGGCUUUGGCUGAACGAUUACUCGAUCUUCACUGCCGUCUGCUGACCCUGUACAUCAUCCAGGACGCAGAUUGUCUCCAUUGGGAAAGUCAGCAUCCGUUUUUCGAAUCGGAACGUGGUUCGUACACCAUCCAGAUGUGGUGGCUGUACAUGCAAGGAACCAAACAGGACUUGUGGAACUCCGUUCCACCGACGAUGGCUCAACGGGUGUUCGCCGGAAUGCUCAACGAAACACUCACAGUUCUGACAGUUCGCUACACGCAGACCGUGCCAAGUCGGGCUCGGUCCAUGCUCCUUCUGGUGGACGUUUCAAAUAUCUUGCUCUGCGUUGGUGAGCUUCUACCGGCAAUCUGCGAGAACGGUGAAGGAUUCGUUGGGCUCAACAUCACUAACCAGAGCAAGAUCAUUCGAGAUAUUCACUCCAAGUGUCAGGAACUGUUCUGCUGCUUACUGCUCCGUGGCGUACCCCUUGGGGUGCUCUAUAAGAUCACCAAGAAGGGCGUCAACUCGAUCGUCAUGUUCAACCAGCGUCAGGGAUUGAUCACUCCUUGGACGAUCUUUGCCCUACCGAAGCUAUUCCCCACGAAUCAAAACGGACACUGGGCAACACGCUGUUCAGAGCUACCGACCAAUACGGCACUGUCGUUGGAAUUGAAGGUCCUGCUGGCAGCUCCCCAAGCGAAUUGGUGGCUUCUGUUGAAGGUUCUCCUGAUGCGAGAAGCGCACCUUUCCUCGAUGAUCUUCCAUCACUUGAUCAAGAACUUGCCAACGUGCGACAACUACAUCCCAAGUUCAAAACAACCGUCGAUCAAUCGCGAGAGUAUGUCCAAGAAGUGCGAAGGCUUUCUUUGCGGUAUGGAAUGCAACGACAUCGUCCAGUGGUCAUUGGAGCAAAAGGACCCGAUCGGGCAAACCAACUAUCAAGUUCUGAUGGGCUUAACGUACAUCGUUAUCAUGGCCGGCAAGACCUCUGACGUCAACAAGACGCUCAUCUCUGCCCUGGAGAAAAGCAAGCUGAACGACUGGGCUUCCUGCCUGGACAGACGCCAAGUCUGGAACCAGAAACGCCCUCCAUGGCUGGAGGCCAUCCUGCAUCUAAUCUACCCCAUCUUGAACCCCAUCAUUCACAUGUUGGUCUCGGCGGUCCAAACCACCGCAAGCAUCUACCAAGCCAUGUCCCUUUCCCUGUCCUGCUUCUCAGAAAUGUGGGACUGCAUUCCGGACUGUCUCUACACGGUCAUCAGCUGCUUGACGGAGAUUCUGCCGGCCGAGAUCAGACCUCUGGGUGAUUCGGUUCUCAUACAGCUUCUCUACAUGGCCCUCUACUCCAAGUUGCUGGAGGCGUCCGAGAGCGAAGCCGAAGCGGAGCUAAAAGAACAAAAGGAGAACAAAGAUUCCACCACUCCACCGACUCCAGCCAUGGAAGGCCCGGUAUCGACGAUCAACAUGAAGCCACGAUCGGUCAUAUGUCAAACGCUGGCCGAGGCGAUCUGCUUCAUCGACGAAGACAACAAACACACCGAUCAGAUCAACUCGCUGAUCAACCAGGCUCGCGAGAGUCAACGGUCCACCAACACGCUGGAAAACGAGAUGGAGGAGGCCGUUGGGCUGAGCUUCGCGAGCACUUCGAAGAUCGACGAACUGGACGCGUUCAUUCAUCCUUCACCGAGCGUUCGCUCCGAGGAGGAGUUCGACGUGGAAAACGCUGAGUACAUAGCUGAAAUGCUGGUCAGUGACGUGCUGAUGACCGGCGUUGGAAAGCUUAGCAUGAAGAUGAUCUACCAAUACAUCCGGAAGAACUUCGAGUGGAUUCUGCAGCAGCUGGGAGUCAGUGACGUCCUGGUUAACCCGUUGCAGCCCAGUCCGGGGCAGAACAUCAAGGAAAACCAGCAGAGCUUGAUCGACAUCAUGUUCCACAUCGGCAACCAGUCGUUCGAUCAACUGCUGAGCGGCCAGCUGGAUAUCGACUACAACAGUUGGUUUCAGACACCGAUGUCGAUGAGCGCGGAGAAGGCCUGGCUGCAGGUUUCCCAGCGGUGGGAGUUUCAACCGACCGCAAAGCUUUCGGUCCACGAAGCGCUUAUGGUGUCGUUCAUCACGUCGCAGCUGAAGCCUUGAAUCUAGAGCUGGCAUUUAGUACCGUUCUACGCAUAAUUGUCCAUGCUAUAUGGGAUUCCCAUAUAAUAUGGAACAUUCGGGCGUAAAACGGCAGUAACGUAUUAGAUUGACGAAGAAAAAUUGCAUUAAAUGCAUGAUUUUUUAGACAAAUAUGGUCUUUUAUAGUAGUUGUUCAAUAGGGCCCUGCAUUUAAUGUGCAUGGAAAUUAGGGUGGUCCAUAUUAUCAAAGAAAAUUAUCUAUAAAGUCUUAAGUAUGUGUUCCAGCAUGUUACUGUUUAAAUCUGCUUCACUGUUUAUUUAUCUAUAUACAAUACUAAUGGUUCAAACACAGACAAACAGACGUCUCACUCUACUCACUUCCCAUCGUUUCCCUUUUUAACGGAUUAUUCAAAUAUUUCGGCGUUCGCAAAUCGCUCGCUGAUGGCGCACGCAUCGUUUUUGCUCCUGUUUGACGUUUGCUCACUACCGCCAUCUACUCAGUGGGUUUGCGUACCACAGCAUAAUUAGCAUUGGGCGGUUAUGUUUGCGUGACGAUGAUUUUUAUCGCAUUUUGUUCCAAGUAAUACGUCUGUUUGUCUGUGGUUCAAAUAUACUCCACAGAUUAAUCACAUAAAAUGCGAUAAAUAUUUUCUCAGAAUUGACAGUUCCUUCCUUUUAUGCCACAGAAACCAGGUAAGGCAUGGUUCCAAUAAUCAAUUUCAAUCUAUACACCACUUCCUUAUCAAACGGGGACAUUUUCUUAUCCGCAAAGGCAAAGGACCUCCAACUUAAAGAAAACCCUUGUUAAUUAUUCAAAGAGGUUUGUGAGGAAGAGUAAAAAGCACACUAAAAGUAGUCUGACGAGUAGUCUCCAGUUGGUUGUUCCGAUGGAAGUUUUAUCUCUCAUUCAAGAUAAUGCACAACCGAGCAAACGCCUCCUCUUUUACGAGGGUGUCCGAGUGGACCACCACGCCGCCUCUAUCCAUCCGCAAAAGCGGAGAGUUUAGUAUCCUUUGCAUAUUUCAUUGAAUCGCUUUCGUUGAUUCCUUCACUCUUGGCCACAUUUCGCAUCCGGAAAAGUUCCGUUGAAAGCAAUCUCCUUUUCCAUCGUCGAUCGGUGCAUUUUUUUUCUGGAUGCGUAUUCAAGGUCGUGUUUGGUAUUUGCUAAGUAAUAUAGAAUCAUGGAGUCCUAUCUUAAGUUAAACAUGGGCCAGUAAAACAACAAAGCAUGGGCCAGAAGUUCAUGGGCCAGAAGUUAUUAGGGCCGAAUGGAUUGCAUUCUUAGUAAGAUGUUCUCCUACUGAAAAAUAAUUUAUAACAUCUAUCAAUUUUUGAGUUUCUAGACCCCCCCUCUGUCACGCCAUUUUAUAUACCUAAU